GCUCAUGUUUGGGAUGGGCCUAAAAAAAAUAGGCCUAAAAUCCAUUUUCUUGAAAGAUGUGUUAAAGGAAGCAAGAUAAUAUAUUUUCAAAACAAAAGGUUUCAGCAAUUAUAUACAAUAUGUUUUUUGUCAUUUACUUUUUUUUUUUUUUUUACAUCUUUUUAAUCAUAUAUUAUUUUCUUUUUCCAGUCAAUGUUGUUGACUUUUGUGGUCAGACAAUCCGUGCAGAUGGAAUGAUUGUUAACUCACAUCAACAGUCCAAGAAAUACUACUUUGUGACAAUGGGAACAGAUUGCCACAUUACCAUGCAAGCCAGUUCACCAAAAGACAACAUUCAGUUUUACUUCCGCUUCUUCCUGGUGUAUAGCCUGCUGCGAGUAGCCCCUCUGAGUCCAGGACCAACAGUGCCAGAGCCUCCUUCAAACAUCAGCUUGGAGCCACUGUCUGCAGAGAGCCCAGCUGACCGCUGCCAUGCUGGGUCAUACAUUCAGUUCUACGAUGGGACAGACAAGAGUGCACCUCCCCUGGGACCCCCCCUCUGUGGGAAGAGUCCCCCACGACCAGUGCUGUCCACGGGGAACUACCUGACCCUGAGGCUGGUGACACGGGGCUCUCAGCCCAGAGUGGACUUUGUGGGGGACUUCACCUCUUUCAGAUUAGGCUUUAACCAAUCAAAGUGCAACGGUGAGCCAUACUUCAGCUGCAGAAAUGGGAAGUGCAUCCCUCUCAGUUUGGUGUGUGAUGACAAAGGCAUUGAUAACUGUGGAGAUGGUAGUGACCUGGAAGAGAACCUGAAGAAUGAGUGCAAAGAUGGACAGCGUCUCUUUUCAAACCCUCUGGCAACAACAGCUUCUCCUCUUGCAUUAUUAAACCCCUCGACAACAUCCCAAGUGCAACAGAGCUGUGCCAUGCCAGACAGCCAGGGGUCAAUAUCUGCCCCUGGAUCCUGGUCCUUGCUGCUGUGCGUUGUGCUUGGUCUUGUGGGAGGCAGUGUGGUGUUCUGCUGGUGCUGCUGGAGCCCUGGGUGGUUCUUGUGGCGUGUCAGUAUCUGUCGCUUUUGGCCUUGCUGUAACUCGCCAUGUUCGGCCUGUCAGCUCUAUGGUGGAAGUGCUCACUGUAAGGAACACCGCAUGGCCAAAGUGAGCCCCCACCCACAGGCCAAAGGACCCCCGACCACUGCUGUUAACCAGGGCGAUGAGGGUGGGGCCCCUGCUGCUGCUGCUGCUAUUGUGUAGGACCCAGACAAGACCGUGGACGAUAUGUACAUGAUGGAUACAGUACUACUACCACCUUUGCUGUGGUUUGUUAAAGGGCCCAUAUUACCCUAUUUUCUGAUGUAUGUUGUUUUCUCAUCACAAAUAUACUUUCUCUCAAACAGGAAACACUCUUCCACCGUGUGAUGAUGUCAUGUGGUAAUACAGGAAGUGCUCCAUUGUGUUUUUAAGCACAUUUUGGAUUUGCCCUAGAAUUGCCAGUCUCUACUGAAAAAAAGGUAAAAAGUAGCUAACUUAACUUGAAAAAUACCACUUCAUGACAUCACAAGGUGGAACAGAGCAUUUUCAUCUUUGGGGAUGUAUAGACAGACUAAUAAUAAGGAAUUACUCAAACAUGUGUGAAUGAAACAAAACUCCAGGUAUGUUUUUGAUGAGGAAACAGCAUUAUAACAGUAGAUUAAAGCUCACGUGAGUACAUUUUGUGUAAUAUAGGACCUUUAAUUUAACAGUGGAUAUUCAACCAGUUUUAUGAAUAUCUAUAGGUUCCCUCUUAUUAAAACAUAGAUGUCAGGGUACUUUGUUUAUAUUUUAUUUCUUGCCAGAUAUACAGUAUUUAAACAAAAGUGGUAACAAUUUAUCACCAGUACACUUUAAUUAGCCUUAAUAAAGCAUGGACAAAUACUUUAUUCAUAAUGAACAAAUAGUUUAUUGAAAACAAGUAACAGUAACAACUUCAAUAAUGACUACGCUGACCCUUCACCCCUCAGUUAACUAAUUAAUAAGCCUAAGUCAUUCUUAAUUAACUAUUUACUCAUUAUGAAUUAAGUGUUUCUUCAUGCUUUAUUAAGGCAAUUUUAGUUCAAAAUUUGUAGAUUAUUAGUUCAAAAUUUGGAUUUUAAAUAGUGCUCACCUUCACUUUCAAGUUGCUGGCAGUGCACAAAAACUGCAUGGGUUUGUGGUUGCCAGGUCUCUGUGAGCUAUGUGGAGUGUAGACUGAGCCUCUUCCUGUCAGUCCAUUCCUUACAUGUGUAUGCGUCACUGCUGAAAAGGUCACUCCUCCUCAGUGUCUGUGCCAACAUUCGACUCAUGGGACUGUACAUUUGCAGGCAGUGAUUUCUUUUGUCUUCAUUAUCUGAAUAUCUGUAAUGUGUCCAUAGGAUUCAUGAUUGGUCACUUUGUGUUUUGUUUUGGCUUACUUGGCAUCUUUCCAUGACAUCCUUUUAUUUUAGACAAAUACACUAUAAAAACAAGCAAGGACAGAAGACCCCCUAUUGAAGAUCAGCCAAGUUUCAAGUAUUUGAUUUUGUAAAUAUUUUCAUAAUAUUUGUAGAUAAAAAGCAUUUUGUACCAAAUGUGUAUUGCAACACAAUCAGAUGUGGUAUAAAGGAGGUGUUGGGAAAGAUACCCAAAAUUGUGACCUCGGGAAAGGACUGUAUUUUACACUGGUUACAUAUCUUCAACCUCUCCAGGU
Boleophthalmus pectinirostris (great blue-spotted mudskipper) is the source of this 2685-nucleotide messenger RNA. It is a transcript of the gene ldlrad2, whose product is annotated as low density lipoprotein receptor class A domain containing 2. The coding region runs from base 120 to 1235 and encodes 371 amino acids. Gene Ontology annotation, molecular function: protein binding. The record is from RefSeq and is a predicted model, not a curated record. Lineage: Eukaryota; Metazoa; Chordata; Actinopteri; Gobiiformes; Gobiidae. The transcript has 4 exons.